GUCGUGUGUUAGCAACAUAAGGACGCAACGAAUUUCAAAAUGGUUGCGGCUGAUCCCGAGGCAGUGAAUAGUUCGAAACUGGAAGAUGUGGGAACGGAAAAUUAUUCCUUGAAAAUUUUUCAAUCUACAUUGAACUUGUUAGCUCAUAUACUCAUUGGUAUUGUAGUAGGAAUUUCCAUACUAUUUGCGUUCAGGAAUGGAUUACCGACGAAUAAUAUGACGAAUCUGCAUAUCGUUUUGUGUGUUAUUGGAUACCAAUUAUUGAUGGCCGAAGGAAUUCUUGCACUCUGCCCUUACAACAGUUGGACUGCUGGAUUGAGAUUGGUUGACAAGAGAAGAACACACACAAUUCUACAGAUCCUGGGUUCAGUGCUAGCUAUUGUUGGUAGCAUUCUCAAAAGUCUGGACAAGAGUACUAACUGGAAUACUCUACAUGGUAAAUUUGCUCUGGUAGCAAUGGUCUUCACUACAGUGAGUCUAGUUAACGGACUAACGUCACUUUACGCAUAUGAAUUACGUAAAUGCGUGCCGGGGAACUUCUCCAAAAUUCCCCACAUCGUCUUCGGCGUAGUUGCAUUUGUUGCAUCUUUGAUCGCACUCUGCUACGGAUUCGACUAUGGAUUUUUCAAAAACUGGACUGCGAACGCAGGCCCACCUUUUGGGUUUGCUUAUGCUAUAAUGGCGAUGUCCGCGGCAUUCACCUUCAUUAUAAUCGUCAACCCAAUGAUUACCGCAUUAAAUAAAACUGUUCGAAUGUGCAAAUGAUAAAUUGAUAGCUCUUAAAAUGUCGAAUCUCAAAGUUCAUACAAAUACUUAUUGCAGCUUUUGUGUUCAAAAUCGCUUUAAAUAUAAUAGUUAUCAUAUUAUCAACCAUGUUAUAUACAGCGUAUCCCUGUAAUCUGAAUUACGUAAAUUAACUUCAGUAAUAUAUAAUGUAGUAUACUCUAGUAUUUAAGUUAAAAAGGUUCAUUCAUUGU
Pararge aegeria (speckled wood butterfly) is the source of this 977-nucleotide messenger RNA. RefSeq lists its product as uncharacterized. The coding region runs from base 40 to 765 and encodes 241 amino acids. The record is from RefSeq and is a predicted model, not a curated record. NCBI's taxonomy places the organism in Eukaryota, Metazoa, Arthropoda, Insecta, Lepidoptera, Nymphalidae. The transcript has 3 exons. Gene Ontology annotation, molecular function: transmembrane monodehydroascorbate reductase activity.